This is a messenger RNA of Myxozyma melibiosi, 1931 nucleotides long. RefSeq names its product putative cytochrome P450 oxidoreductase. The record is from RefSeq and is a predicted model, not a curated record. Bases 131 to 1726 code for a protein of 531 amino acids. Gene Ontology annotation, molecular function: oxidoreductase activity, acting on paired donors, with incorporation or reduction of molecular oxygen; monooxygenase activity; heme binding. The transcript has 3 exons. Lineage: Eukaryota; Fungi; Ascomycota; Lipomycetes; Lipomycetales; Lipomycetaceae.
CAAAAAUCAUCCCAUGCUCAUGGCUACUCCACACUUCUUCUCUUAAAACGCAGUCUGCUCACGGCCUUUUCUCGAUCUAACCUAUCUCUUCAGUCUGUAGUUCACGCAAUCACUCUCCAGAUUAGCGAUCAUGACUUUUGCGCAGGAUCCUACAAAGCUCGCCAUCAGCGUUGUUGUCGCUGUCCUGGCUUUGGGCAUCUACAAGGUGCUCCGGAUUGGCAGGCGGAAGCCUGGUAUGCCUCCUGGACCUCCUACCCUCCCCGUCCUUGGUAACUUCCACCAGAUCCCCUCCUCCGGCCUAUACGCCCAAUUUCGAGAGUGGGCGAAGGAAUACGGCCCCAUCUACUCUCUCAUGUUUGGCAGCUCCUCUGUCAUUGUUCUCACCGACCGAAAGGCAAUUCACGAGUUGCUCGACAAGAAGGGCGCAAUCUACUCCGACCGUCCUCCCAGCUACGUCGGUGGCUUGCUCACCCAGGGAGAUCACAUCGCGCUUGAGCAGAUGGACCCUGUCUGGCGUGAGAAGCGCAGAGUCAUCUCGCACAACUUCUCUCCCAAGAACCUCGACGAGAAGCAUUUCAAAGUCCAGGAAGCUGAGGCCGCCGUGCUUAUGAACGACCUUCUUACUCAGCCAGACAACUUCUUCAACAGUGUUCGUCGCUAUACUGCUUCAGUCGCAUCCGCCCUUGCCUUCGGACAUCGCGGCCCUACCUUUGACUCGUUCUGGGGACACUGCGUCUACGAUGUCAUGGACAGAUGGACCGAGGCUAUGGAAGCUGGUGCCAACCCUCCCGUUGAUGAAUACCCUAUCCUAAAGCUGAUUCCCAAGCGAUUCGCCUACUGGAAGCGACGCGCUAUUGCUGCCGGCGUCGUCUUUGACUCCGUCUGGGGAAAGGCGCGAAAAAUUGUUGACGACCGUCGGGCAAAGGGUGACAAGCGGGACUGCAUCAUCGAUCACUUACUGGACGAGUACAACGCUAAGGGAUGGCCGAUGUCUCAGCACGCAUUCAACAAUCUUGUGGGCGAAGUCGUCGAGGGAGCAGCUGAUACUACUGCUGCGCAGCUAUUGACCCUGAUUCUCGCUUUUGCCACACAUCCUGAGGUUCAGACCAAGGCCAGAAAGCAAAUUGACGCGCUUUGCGGCCCCGACAGAGUUCCCCGAUUUUCUGACUUUAAGGAUCUUCCCUACGUCAACCAAGUGAUCAAAGAGGGGCUGAGAUGGCGUCCUGUCGCUGUUACUGGCUUGCCGCACCGUGUUCGUCAGGAUGACAACUACAAUGGCUUCUUCAUCCCCAAGGAUUCCACAAUCUUCUUGGCCGUCUGGGCUAUUCACCACACUGAGGGUCUGUACCCCGACGAAGAUACAUACAACCCGGACCGAUUUGAGGGAUACGCCCGUCUCGCAAACGACUACGCCGGCAUGUCUGACUACACUCAACGCGACCACUACACCUACGGAGCCGGCCGUCGUCUCUGCCCCGGUGUGCAUCUGGCCGAGCGGAAUAUGUGGCGUAUUGCCGCAAGAAUUCUCUGGGGCUUCAACGUCGAGGAGCCGAUCGAUCCCGAGACUGGCAAGGUUGUGCAUCUCGAUACCCACCGCUACAACCCUGGUAUUUUGCAGGCUCCUCUCCCGUUCAAGGUCAGGAUUACUCCGAGAAGCGAGCAGCACGCGGAGACUAUGCGGAAGGAACUCGAUGGAGCGCUGGAUUUCCUCAAGGCUUGGAGGUAAAUUGAGUGUAUCUACCUUCUUUUGUGGAUUUAAUCAAGUUUAGCAGUUAAUCGAAGUUUACGUACGCAUCUUUAUCUUUAUUGUCUCCUUGCUAGGUUGCGUAGGUCACUCUUUAUCAGUGACGAUCUUGUAAUGAUUUGUAAGUUGUAAGUGUAGGGUUCGUGUUAUCUCAAAUUGAAGCUGAAACUACACACUAUUGGAUAAC